AUGGUUGUGAAAAUUGUGCCCAUGCCCCAAGCAGGAUCCACUAAGAACAAAAAAGCAAUUAUUAAAAUGUGUUUUGUACGUGCGACUUUACCUUUAUAUUAUAUGUUCAAAAUCUUUGGUUUAUCGACGAUUCAUAUACGUAAAGAUGAAAAAACUAAAAAAUUGAAAUAUGUUUGUACAAAAAAUUCAACUCUAGAAUAUAUUUACUGUUUUGUAAUACUUGCUCUGUUACAAAUUGCAUGUUUAGCUGAUAUUUUAUUAGGAUCUCUCGAAGAAGAUGAGACAUUAGAGGUGGCACAAUACUAUGAAGCUGCAUUGGAGUGUGCUGUUCGCAUUUUACUUGAAGACAACCUCAAAAUGGCAAUGAUACGAUUAUUGGCUUAUGAAAUUUCUGAUUUGGCGUUUAUAUUUACUAUAAGCUUUAGUGCAAAUUGUAUGUUUUUGUUGAGACAUAGGAUUAGUUGCGCAAUUGAACUUCUGAUGGCUCCUCCGAUAGAAAAUGAAGGAUAUGUAGAGAAUAUUUACAAAGCUAUGAACAUUUACAACAUGACAUACAAACAUGCCGAAAUAUUUGAAAAAACUCUGGUAUGGCCUCUGGUAUUUGGAAUCGGGCUCAUAUUUCAAACAAUCGUAAUGCAGGGCUAUAAUCUUUAUCAACAAUUGUAUGGAGCGCAUAUUAUAGCAAUUAUAGAAUGCUUGAAAUGGGUCGUGAUUUCUUAUUUGCAAUUGCUGCUGGUUGUCCGGCCUGCUGAAUGCAUUAAACGAGAGGCGGCAAAGUGCGGUAGCACCUUACAUAGUAAAGCGCCCCAAGUUGCAAAAACUGGAGAAGUAAAUUCGCAGAUACUGCUAAGGAGCUCAUUGCAAUUGGUUCAUGAGCCAAUUUUGUUUUCGGCUAUAGGAUUUUUCGACAUAGAUUAUACCCUAGCCUACAAUAUGACUGGAGCUGCUCUAAUGUACUUGGUGAUAUUGAUGCAAUUUGAUCAUGGAAGGCGAACAUAA
Ctenocephalides felis (cat flea) is the source of this 999-nucleotide messenger RNA. RefSeq names its product putative gustatory receptor 28a. The transcript has 9 exons. Gene Ontology annotation, biological process: sensory perception of taste. NCBI's taxonomy places the organism in Eukaryota, Metazoa, Arthropoda, Insecta, Siphonaptera, Pulicidae. Gene Ontology annotation, cellular component: axon; dendrite; membrane. The record is from RefSeq and is a predicted model, not a curated record. Bases 1 to 999 code for a protein of 332 amino acids.